GUCAUGAUGUGAAAGCAGAGCUUCCCUCCACCUCAGCAUUACUAAGGAUGUAUGGAGCGCUGCAUUCAUCUGCUGUCUGAUCCCAGCCUCAGGCUCCGACUCAAGAGCUGGGAUGCUCGUCUUCUGAUGGAGCGCUGUCGAGCUGUGAAGAGUCCAGAUAUCAGCGCUCACCUGGCUGGUACCAAGAAGGUUCAGCAAGUGCUCGCCAGACCUGGAGUCCUGGAGAGGUUCUUCCCGGACCAGCCUCAAGCUGUGCAGCAGAUCCGAGCGACAUUCGCUGACCUCUACUGAUGAUAAUACUUUUGAAAAUGGCAGUUUAAUUUAUUGGGCAAUUAUAAAAUCGUAUUUCUUAGGCUGGCUUUUAAGGAAGGAGAAAAGGUAUGUAUCAGUUGGCUGGGAAGAAAGAUGGAGGUGGAAAGGAUGUGCAAGCUAUGGGACAAAGUUGCUGAGACCAGGUUAAACAGAGGUGACGAUCAGUGAGCAGGAGUGUGGCUUCGUGCUGAAAAGAGCACAACAGAUUCUCUGGAGAGAAGGUGAAGGAAAGUCAGCUGAAGCAAGACAGUUUGUGGAGUUUGUGUUGGACUGUAUGUUAUGCUGGGAGCCUGGGGAUUAGUGGACUUUGAUUCCAAGUUAAUAUUAGCUAGUGUUUCUCACUGGUUUUUGGGCGGUGGAGUAAAAGGGAUUGGUUGGUGGCUGUUUCUAAUGUUAGCCUUUCUUUGUUUUCUU
This is a messenger RNA of Oreochromis niloticus (Nile tilapia), 726 nucleotides long. Its product is annotated as glutathione synthetase-like. The record is from RefSeq and is a predicted model, not a curated record. Gene Ontology annotation, biological process: glutathione biosynthetic process. The transcript has 2 exons. The coding region runs from base 52 to 291 and encodes 79 amino acids. Gene Ontology annotation, cellular component: cytosol. NCBI's taxonomy places the organism in Eukaryota, Metazoa, Chordata, Actinopteri, Cichliformes, Cichlidae. Gene Ontology annotation, molecular function: ATP binding; glutathione binding; glutathione synthase activity.